This is a messenger RNA of Alnus glutinosa, 603 nucleotides long. RefSeq names its product metallothionein-like protein type 3. The coding region runs from base 128 to 328 and encodes 66 amino acids. Gene Ontology annotation, molecular function: copper ion binding; zinc ion binding. The transcript has 3 exons. Lineage: Eukaryota; Viridiplantae; Streptophyta; Magnoliopsida; Fagales; Betulaceae. The record is from RefSeq and is a predicted model, not a curated record. Gene Ontology annotation, biological process: intracellular copper ion homeostasis.
UUCUCCCUCUAUAAAUACAGCACCAUUGUUCACCAGGUUGGAGAUAUAAGCAAUUCAUACACAAUCCAGAUUUCACUACUUUCUAACUAAUUCCUUCUUCUUCGUGCUUUCUUUUGCUCAAUCAACCAUGUCGGACAAGUGCGGCAACUGUGACUGCGCUGACAAGAGCCAGUGCGUGAAGAAGGGAAGCAGCUAUGGCCUUGUCAUCGUGGAGACUGAGAAGAGCUACAUCAACACUGUUGUGAUGGAUGCUCCGGCAGCUGAGCACGACGGGAAGUGCAAGUGCGGUGCUAGCUGCUCUUGCACCAACUGCACCUGUGGCCAUUAAUUACCACAAAAUUACAAUACUAAAGUGAUGGCAUAGAUGUGGAAUCAUGUGCCUCUCGUUAAUAAUGUAAUUGUGUUGAAUAAUGUCGUUCGUGUCUUUCAUCACCCUACUUUGUGCUUUUGUUAUUUGUUUGUGUCGGUCGGUCGGUCGGUCCGUCGAUCAGUCAGUCAUGUGUGUGUGACUCUUAAAUUUCAUAGCCAUGUAACGGCCAUCUCUGUGGCCUUGUGUUGUUGAAUGGAGUUGUGAUAUAUUUAUAUAUGCUCUGCUCCUAGCUA